This is a messenger RNA of Lethenteron reissneri (Far Eastern brook lamprey), 3570 nucleotides long. It is a transcript of the gene IFT88, whose product is annotated as intraflagellar transport 88. Lineage: Eukaryota; Metazoa; Chordata; Hyperoartia; Petromyzontiformes; Petromyzontidae. Gene Ontology annotation, molecular function: kinesin binding. Gene Ontology annotation, cellular component: centriole; ciliary basal body; non-motile cilium. The record is from RefSeq and is a predicted model, not a curated record. Gene Ontology annotation, biological process: non-motile cilium assembly; intraciliary transport; kidney development.
CAUGGCGACGCGACGCGCGCGCGGGGCACGCCGGGAGCGCGGGGCCUGGGCGAGGUGAACGCGGCGCGCUCAGGUAUGGCGGGAAUGCGAGGUGAGCACAUCAUGCUGGUGCCCGAGGAGGAAGAGGAGGACCUCUACUCAGGCUACAAUGAGUACAACCCCACCUACGAUAUUGAGGAGCUGGAGAACGACCCAGGCUUUCAGCAAGCCGUGAAAACAAGUCAUGGCCGCAGGCCACCGAUGACAGCCAAGAUUCCAGGCACAGCAGCAGUGAGAGCUCCCGGAACUGCCAUGAUGAUGAGAAAUCGUCUGGUUUCAUCCAUAGGAGGACGACCCAUUACUGGGGCUGUGCAGGACGGUAGCCCCGGAGCCCGACCCUUGACAGCUGUACGAGCUGCUGGGUACAGCUCCAUGGGCUCGAGAGGCGCUGCAUUUGACCCAAUGGGCCAGUCCCGAGGACCAGCACCUCCACUGGAGACAAAAGGAGAGGACACGCCGGAGGAGAAGCUGAAGCAAAUGGAGAAGAAGGUGAUGCUGCUGGUGGAGGAGAGCGUCAUGGCAGGCAGCCGUGGGGAUCUGACCCUGGCGCUGGAGAAAGCGAAGGAUGCGGGGCGCAAGGAGAGGACGCUGGUUAGAGAGCGUGAGCAGGCGGCAGCCAGCGACAACACUAACCUCGACCUCACCUACGCCGUGAUGUUUAACUUGGGUAACCAGUACGCUGCUAAUGAAAUGUACUCGGAGGCACUGAGUACCUACCAAGUAAUUAUCAAGAACAAGAUGUUCAGUAGUGCAGGUCGGUUGAAGGUGAACAUGGCCAAUGUUUACCUCAAGCAAAAGAAUUUCCCAAAGGCAAUCAAGUUCUAUCGCAUGGCCCUGGACCAGGUGCCGUCCAGCCAGCGAGAGAUGAGGAUGAAGAUAAUGCAGAACAUUGGCGUGGCAUUCUUGCGCGUGGGCCAUUACACCGAGGCGGUGUCGGCUUUCGAGCACAUCAUGAGCGAGAGCCCCGAUCUGCGCGCUGCCUUCAACCUGACGCUCUGCUACUUUGCGCUGGGCGAGCAUGAGCGCAUCAAGCGAGCCUUCCAGCGCCUCGUCGCCGUGCCCCUUGGUGUCGGGGAUGAGGACCGCUACACGCCACACAACGAAGAUCCGCACACUAACUUGGUGAUAGACGCCAUCAAGAAUGAUAUGCUGCGGCAAAUGGAGAGGGAGAGACGCACCAUGGCCGAGCGUUUCAUCAUGACGGCAGCCAAGCUGAUCGCCCCCGCUAUCGAAGAGACCUUUGUGGCGGGAUACGACUGGUGUGUGGAGACGGUGAAGGCAUCCCAGUAUGUGGAACUGGCCAAUGACCUGGAGAUUAACAAGGCCAUCAUGUACCUCAAACUGAAAGACUUUGAUCAGGCUGUUGAGGCGUUGAAGAUGUUUGAGAAAAAAGACACGCGUGUGAAGAGUGCAGCCGCCACCAACUUGGCAUUUCUCUUCUUCCUGAGGAAUGACGUGGCCCAGGCGGAGAGAUAUGCCGAUGCAGCCAUGGCGGCCGAUCGCUACAACCCGCAGGCGCUCGUUAACAAGGGCAACUGCUUGUUCCUCGGGGGCUCCGCGGAGCAGGCGGCCGACUACUACCGCGAGGCGCUCCGCAACGACGCCUCGUGCACCGAGGCGCUCUACAACCUGGGCCUGGCGCACAAGCAUCUUGGACGUCUCCAGGAUGCGCUCGACUGCUUUCUCAAGUUGCACUCCAUCCUGCGCAACCAUCCUCCAGUGAUGCACCACAUCGCCAGCAUAUAUGAAGCACUGGAGGAAGCAGGCCAAGCAGCGGAGUGGCUGCUGCAGCUGGUGACAGUGGUGCCCACAGACCCACACGCCCUCGCCCGCCUCGGAGACGUCUACGACGCUGAUGGGGACAAGUCUCAGGCCCUGCAGUACCACUAUGAGUCGUACCGUCAUUACCCGUGUGACAUUGAGGUGAUCGAGUGGCUCGGAGCCUAUUACAUCGACUCCCAGUUCUGUGAGAAGGCCAUCCAAUACUUUGAGAGGGCGGCACUCAUACAGCCCACGCAGGUGAAGUGGCGCCUCAUGGUGGCAAGCUGCUAUCGGCGGAGCGGAAAUUAUCAGAAGGCUUUAGAAACCUAUAAGAUGGUGCAUGUGCAGUUUCCAGAAAACGUGGAGUGCCUGAAGUUCCUGGUGCGGUUGUGUAACGACAUGGGACUGAAGGAGGCCCAGGAGUACGCCACUAAGUUGAAGCGUGCUGAGAAGGCUCGGGACGUCAAGGAACAGCGAGUGAAGUCUGGGCGUGUUGGGAGUGGUCGGACGCUGAGGGAGGGCAGUGCAGGGAGUGACAGGGGAGGAAGUGGCCAGGGCGUACGCGCCGAAAGGCUGAGUGGCAAGUUGCGUUCCGUCGCCCCUGGUGGGCAAGGUUAUGAUAGCAGCAACCCUGGCAAGCCGAUCGACGCUUCGUACAGCGACCCGCUGGGCCCGCAGGCCGAGCGGCCCCGCACGGCCGCAGCAAGGAGGCGGCCCCAGGAAGAUGAUGACUUUGGGGAUGAUGAGAUCACCGAUGAGCUGCUGCCGGACUAGACCCGGUACAGGGCCCCCCGUGUGUGAAGAGACUCGGUGAACGCCACCCCCCCACUGCACACGCGGCUAGACUCAGUGACCCCCCACCACUGCACACAGCUAGACCCAGUGACCCCCCCCCCCCUGUUGUAUGUGUUGAAUUAUGAACCCCCCCACACGGCUAGACUCAGUUUACCCCCAGCCCACUCUGCAGCUCAUGUUGAUCAGGACAGAUUGGAACGACUAUUACUUAAAACAAACCAACCAUAGGCAAGGCAGUUAUACACUGUGUGUGUAUGUACACACAGUAAAAGCUCUGUUAUCCGGCAUCCAUGGGGAAUGGUGGGUGCUGGGUAAUCAAAUAUGCCGGUUAUCUGAGAGUUAUGCGUACUUAUGGUUCACCAAAUGUUCCAAGUACAUACAACUUUUAAAGAAAGAAACAAAGCCCACAUACUAACUCUGAUAUAAGAAGUAAUAAUCUCCCUUUUACAAAGGUACUCAUUGGUUAGUUUUAGAGCAUCAUUCUAAGUUGAUUCUAGAGAAGCAGUGGGCCGUUUAGAGUCGUACAACAUACAAAGUCACGAUACAGCACAAUGCCAUCGCUACGGUGGAUGGCGGAUGUUUACAAUUGAGACUUCCGCUAGCGUCACCACUCUAAAAGUGUCUUGAAGCCUGCGUAAACACCAACGGAUCUUUGAAAAGCGCACGGCAAGAUGCCGGAUGGCUGUCGCAAUGUUUCGGGAUACGUGAAGGAAGAUUUGUUUUGCCGUUUAUGACAGAUACCGGUUCAGAAUCAGAAUCUAUUUAUCCUGGAGAAAUUCGAUGAGCUAUUAAGCUUCUUAACAUAACAUUCUGGAUGGUAAAAUGCCGGAUAACAGAGCUUUUCGUGUAUAUACAUUCAUCAUAAUCGUAUGUUUUCUUGUUGAUUAUUAUUCUCUGAUUGUUGGUAAACUGUCUGCCUCAUGGAGUUUAUCAGUACAUUUUUAAAAGAGCAUCUUAAUAAAUAAAUGCAUCUCA